Molecule: messenger RNA, 1884 nt
Organism: Cheilinus undulatus (humphead wrasse)
Lineage: Eukaryota; Metazoa; Chordata; Actinopteri; Labriformes; Labridae
Gene: eif3d
Product: eukaryotic translation initiation factor 3, subunit D
Exons: 16
Coding region: 134-1792 (552 amino acids)
Biological process (GO): translational initiation
Cellular component (GO): cytoplasm; eukaryotic translation initiation factor 3 complex
Molecular function (GO): translation initiation factor activity
Source: RefSeq, a predicted model, not a curated record
AUUUACGGCAGGAACCCGUGUCCGCUUUACGGUAGCUCUACACUUCCUUUCACACCGGCGCUCUGUCGGGGAUUUGCACCGUGGUAGGACCGUUUGGAAUUAAAAGCCUGAUAGUGUCCCAUCAUCCACGGUCAUGGCAAAGUUCCACGCUCCUGUGAUCCAGGACAACCCGUCGGGAUGGGGUCCAUGCGCCGUCCCAGAGAAGUUCAAAGAUAUGCCGUAUCAGCCGUUCAGCAAAGGAGACCGUCUAGGAAAGGUCGCUGACUGGACUGGAGCCACUUACCAAGACAAGAGAUACACAAAUAAGUAUUCGUCUCAGUUUGGAGGAGGCAGUCAGUACGCUUACUUCCAUGAGGAGGAUGAGACGAGCUUCCAGCUGGUGGACACGGCCAAGACGCAGAAGACGGCCUACCAGAGGAACCGCAUGAGAUUUGCUCAGAGGAAUCUGCGCCGGGACAAAGACCGCAGGAAUCUGACUCAGUUCAACAUGCAAACGCUCCCAAAGAGCGCCAAGCAGAAGGAGAGGGAUCGACUGCGGCUGCAGAAGAAGUUCCAGAAGCAGUUUGGAGUCCGACAGAAGUGGGACCAGAAGUCUCAGGCGCAGCUGAAGCCCAGAGACUCCUCUGUGGAGGUGAGGAGCGACUGGGAGGUGAAGGAGGAGAUGGACUUCCCCCGACUGAUGAAAAUGAGAUACAUGGAGGUGGCUGACCCUGUCGACAUCGAGUGCUGCGGAGCUCUGGAGUACUACGACAAGGCCUUCGACCGCAUCACCACCCGCAACGAGAAACAGCUGAAGAGCAUCAAGAGGAUCUUCCACACCGUCACCACCACCGACGACCCUGUCAUCCGCAAGCUGGCUAAGACUCAAGGCAAUGUGUUUGCCACCGACGCCAUCCUGGCCACUCUGAUGUGCUGCACACGCUCAGUAAACUCCUGGGACAUCAUUGUGCAGAGAGUCGGCAACAAGCUGUUCUUCGACAAGAGAGACAACUCGGACUUUGAUCUUCUCACUGUGAGUGAGACAGCCAAUGAGCCGCCGCAGGAUGAGGGCAACUCCUUCAACUCUCCCCGCAACCUGGCAAUGGAGGCAACUUACAUCAACCACAACUUCAGCCAGCAGUGUUUACGCAUGGGUGGAGAUCGCUACAAGUUUCCAAACCCAAACCCAUUUGUAGAAGAGGACAUGGACAAGAGUGAGGUGGCAUCAGUUGCCUACAGAUAUCGUCACUGGAAGCUCGGAGAGGACAUCGAUCUGAUUGUCCGCUGUGAGCACGAUGGCGUGAUGACUGGUGCCAACGGAGAGGUGUCCUUCAUCAACGUGAAGACGCUGAAUGAGUGGGACUCCAGGUAUUGUAACGGGGUGGACUGGCGUCAGAAGCUGGACUCUCAGAGAGGAGCCGUCCUCGCCACCGAGCUCAAAAACAACAGCUACAAACUGGCCCGCUGGACCUGCUGCGCCAUGCUAGCUGGAUCAGAGUACCUGAAACUGGGGUACGUGUCUCGGUACCACGUGAAAGACUCGGCUCGCCACGUCAUCCUCGGCACCCAGCAGUUCAAACCAAACGAGUUCGCCAGCCAGAUCAAUCUGAGCAUGGAGAACGCCUGGGGAAUCCUCCGCUGCGUCAUCGACAUCUGCCGCAAGCUGGACGAGGGGAAAUACCUGAUCCUGAAGGACCCCAACAAGCAAGUGAUCCGGGUGUACAGCCUGCCUGAUGGAACCUUCAGCUCUGAUGAAGAGGAGGAGGAAGAGGAAGAUGAGGAGGAUGAGGAGGAAGAAGAUGAGGAAAAUUAAAGUGUGAAGCUCCAGUGACCAAAGCAGCCUUCACCCUCCUGAAAGAAAAUCAGUUUAAUUUGACAUUCAAUAAAGAGAACAGACUAACAGAA